AUGUAGAAACAUAAGAUGGCUGAAAGAAGCGUGCCCGGAUUGAUUUUAUCAGUGGUUGCGACUAUCCUUCUCCUUAUCCCGCUAUGUCUGUGGAAUGUUAAAGAAUCUGUCGUCCUUGUCCUUAUAGCAUUCCUGGCUGUUGGACUGUGUUCUAUCAUUAGACUACUCGUCGUACUCAACGCAAAUGGCACGGAGAUAGGAGUCAUCAAUGACAAUAAGAAGAUGGUUAACAUGCUCGUCGUUGCAAUCGCGGCAAUUUCUGGUUUGUGUGCCUUUAUUGCCUUCAUCUGGUUGACUGUUGAUAUAGCGGAAUACAAUAGCAGCCCAUACUCUAGUUUCUUUAGCUACAAUGCGACAUUCUAUUUCGGAUACGGGUGUGUAGUUGCCUCUGUUGUUGCAAGCAUUGGUAACAUUGGGCUAGGAUUUCUUGAUACGCGUGUGUAGUUGCUUCUGUUGUUGCAAGCAUUGGUAACAUUGGGCUAGGAUUUCUUGAUACGCGUG
Molecule: messenger RNA, 501 nt
Organism: Bolinopsis microptera
Lineage: Eukaryota; Metazoa; Ctenophora; Tentaculata; Lobata; Bolinopsidae
Exons: 5
Coding region: 16-444 (142 amino acids)
Source: RefSeq, a predicted model, not a curated record